This is a messenger RNA of Salarias fasciatus (jewelled blenny), 3666 nucleotides long. It is a transcript of the gene adgre5a, whose product is annotated as adhesion G protein-coupled receptor E5a. Gene Ontology annotation, molecular function: G protein-coupled receptor activity; calcium ion binding. Gene Ontology annotation, cellular component: plasma membrane. NCBI's taxonomy places the organism in Eukaryota, Metazoa, Chordata, Actinopteri, Blenniiformes, Blenniidae. Gene Ontology annotation, biological process: adenylate cyclase-activating G protein-coupled receptor signaling pathway; cell surface receptor signaling pathway. The record is from RefSeq and is a predicted model, not a curated record.
CUGAGCGCAGAUGAAGAUUCAAAGUUAAGAAGACGAGAAAGGAAAGCAGAGAAGGGUCACUGUAUGCAUUGAGAGAUGAUUUAUAUAUCUAGGACUUGCUGAAAUCAGCAUAUUUAGUUGGUAGCAACUUUUUCCCUACCCACUAACUUGAGUUGGUGAAUUCAGGGUUUUUUUUUUUCUAUUUUUAUUCCUUAAGUCAGAGAAACAAAAGUAAGAAAACUUUUGGAGAAGUCUAGUGGAAAAACAAGAUUCUCAAGAGAGAUUCAGAUCAGGUUUUUGUUUGAGCUGUUUGAACUUUCCACAUCCAGAUCUGGACGCUGUGUGUUUUUUGCCACCAUGAUGGGCAGGUGGACCCUCCUGAUCCUCGCUCUCUGUCUAACCUUCGUCACGCCAAAAAAAUGCCCUGUUGGAUACAUGUCACAGAAUGGACAAUGCGUCGACUUUGACGAAUGCGACAUGGAUGAUGAAGAAUAUUUUCAUCCUCCGUGUGAAGAGCACGCAGUCUGUGUUAAUACAGUCGGAAGCUUUGUCUGUCCGUGCGCUGAAGGUUUCAGACAAUCUGGACAGACUCCCAAUCUUUCUGCUGGAUCCUCUGCUGUGUGUCAAGAUAUCAACGAGUGUACGGAAAGACCAGACAUUUGUGGACCUCAUGCCAGAUGUUUCAACACGGUUCCAGGCUAUUCCUGCUUUUGCGAUGAAGGAUUCAUUUCUUCCACUGGAGUGGAAGUGUUCCGUCGUGGUGACGGUGUCACAUGUAGAGAUAUUAACGAACGUCAGGAGGAGAACGUGUGUGGUCCGAACGCGACAUGUGUCAACACACAAGGCAGUUAUUACUGCAUCUGCAAUCCUGGCUUCCAGCUGAAAUCGGGAAAACUCAGCUUCUCUGGAGGUCUGGAGCGAUGUGAAGAUAUAUGUGUGAUUGACAGGACGGUGUGUGGAACUGGAACGUGCCACCAGGGACCCAGUGGUCAUUACUGCGCUUGCCAUUCAGGAUUUACCAACUACGGCAAUGGAAAGUCUCGCUGCACCAAAUUAGACUGUGAUGUUUUCAAAGAUGUCAGCGGUAUGAAUCAGAACUCUCAUACUGUACAAACUCUCAUGAAGAAGCUGAAAGAAAGUUGCAUGAACCUCACAGAGAGCGAGAAUCCUGUGGCGCUAGAUGGACUAGACCUACUAAAUAGACUGCUGUCUAUGAUCGACCACGUCCUGUCCGGUGGAGUCUUCAGGGACAACAGAGAAAUAUCAAUGCUUCUGGAUUUGUGUGAGAACGCUCUGAGAAUGGUAUCACCCUUCAUAAUGCCCCCAAGGAUGAGUAAAUCAUCUGUUCACACAGAGCUGGACCUGAUGGUCCAUAAGGGGUCCGUCUUGCCGUCCAACACUGACAGGUUCUCAACUUCGCACACUCGGCUGGACAUCCACUUAGAGACGGCAGCGGGAGAUCCUUCUUAUUACCCAGGCUUUACAACAGUUGCCUUGCUGAGCUACUCCAACCUGGAAGAAUCUGCAGGAUUCUUUGGAGAACUGAAACCACAAAACGGCAGUGGCUUCAAGAUAAACUCUAAAGUGGUGACCGUCGCCGUCAGCAACAGAAACACAAGCCACCUGAAGGAGCCAGUCAAUAUAACUUUAAACCAUCUAAAACAGACAAAUCAAACCCACACCUGUGUUUGGGACUCCUCACUGGACAGGGGCACGUGGUCCCCUCGGGGCUGCAGGGCGGUGGAGUCCACCCCUAAAUAUACCGUGUGCUCCUGUACCCAUCUGAGCAGCUUUGCUGUGCUUAUGGCCCUCUAUGAGUUAGAGGACAAGUUUGACCUGGAUCUGAUCACUUGGAUUGGUCUGUCCCUGUCCCUGGCUUGCCUGUUGGUCUGCAUCCUGACAUUCUCAAUGAUUCGAUCCAUUCAGAGUCCGAGAACUACCAUCCACCUGCACCUGUGCAUCAGCCUCUUCAUCGCCAACUUUAUAUUUCUUACAAGCAUCUCUCGAACAGAGAACCGGGUUGGCUGUGCAGUAGUGGCAGGAUUGCUGCAUUACUUCUUCCUGGCAUCGUUCUGCUGGAUGUGUCUUGAGGGCGUACAGCUUUUUAGGAUGGUUAUCCUGGUUUUCAACACAAGUUUCAAAACCAUCUACAUGAUGGCAGGUGGCUACGGAGUCCCAGCUGUAAUUGUUGCUGUCUCUGCAUCGGUUAAUCACGCGGAAUAUGGCACUCCCAAACAUUGCUGGCUAAGCAUCGACCACGGACACAUUUGGAGUUUCUAUGGCCCAGCCUGUGCCAUUAUCACUAUCAACAUUUUCUUCUUUCUCAUCACUGUGUGGAAGUUGGCCCAGAAGUUUGCAAGUUUAAACCCAGACAUGGAUAGCCUGCAGAAGAUAAAGACAUUCACCAUCACUGCAGUGGCUCAGCUCUGCGUGCUGGGCACCAUGUGGAUCUUUGGCUGUUUUAUGUUUGAGGAGAAAAACGUAGCCGUUCUUUAUCUGUUCACCGUCUUCGGCAGCCUUCAGGGGGUUUUGCUCUUCGUCAUGCACUGUCUGUUCUCCAAACAGGUGAGGGAGGAGUAUGGAAACAUCCUGUCUAGAUGUUGUGCACCCCGGAAGAAGACCUACUCAGAGUUCAGCCAACUCAGCAAAGCAAAUGCUUCCAAGAGCUCCCAGGACACAGGAGAGUCUCACAUUUGAGGAGCUGUGCUGUGACUUUGAAGAAAAAUCAGAUUUGCUGAGAUCUAGUAUGUCAUACAGUCGACAGCCGCCCUCCCAUCUGUAAAAGCACUUUGCUUUACUGCAAAUUUUCAAGUUCUGAAUGGGUUAUUAAUGCAACUCUAUGAUGGAUAAAGAGACACAAAAGAUGGAUUCAUAAAGGAAUUGAUAGAUUUGAAGACAUUGAAUGAAUGUUGUCAUGCAAAUAAAGUAGUCAGAUCCAAAAUAGGAAAACAUAGUUGACAGCAUUAAAGAGCUGUAAUGCCAUUUUUACCAAGUAAAUAUAUUAUUUAACGGCAUUUUCUGAACAGUUAACAUGACUCAGCUCUUGUAGUAUUCGACAGUGUGGUAUGUCGCAUAUUUUUAAUUAAUUAUUCCCUCAACAAGCUAUACUUCCUAGUUUAGGACCAAAACGUCCAUGACAUGCAGCAUGAUACUGAUUGUUGUCUUAUUCAGGUACUUUAUGAGAGAUUUUCCUAAGUAUGACGUCUUCUCAUUGUUAAGAUUUCAUCAGGACCCACUGGAACAGAUGUUCGUGCAUAUUGUAUAUUGCUGGUCAAUUUGUUGUGUUGAUAUGUUCAUUCCUGCUGUGUGUUUUAUAAGUUAAUAUUUUAAAUGGGUUUGUCUGUUUACAGAUCUCAGACGACAAAUGUUCAGAGGCUUUAGACUUUGGUUGUUAAUGUUCUCAAUUAUAUCUGUAAUGCCACACACUGGUUACACAUCGGCCAACACUUUGAAAGUUGCCAGGUGAAAAAAAAAAAAAGUUUUUUGACUGUAUUUUAUGAUUUUUAUGUUUGUGUCUUCUUGGGGUGUAUUUUUUUUUUAUAUAUAUAUAUAUAUGUUUUCUUGAGAGCUUAAAGCUAUUAAAAUAUUUUUAUAUACCUCACAUUUAAGGCUUCUUUGUAAUGUUGAGGUCACUGCUGCCAUAUUGCUUAAAUUAUUGAAUAUUAAAAUAAAGAAUAACAAGCCGAA